AUGAGUGGUCCUCCAUACAGAGGUCGCCUGCAUGAUCUUCCAAAGGUGGGGAACUCCCCAAAUGGACCUGUUCGCUACCAGAAAGAACAGGAAAUUCCACCGGUUUUGUUCUCGACAGGGUCUGACUCCCUCUUCGAUGCCUUCAUCCUGUUGUGGUCAGGGAGCCUGAUGUACGCUUUCCCUCCGAUUCCACUCAUCAGCAGGGUCCUGCUGCAGUUCUGCAGCCCUGCCAGUCUCCAGAGCAAGCAGCGACUUUUUGUUUGACUCUCUGGUAGCAUGGGUUAUCCUCUCCUUGUGGAACAGCUGCUGUGGCAUAUGGCUCCUCUCCUAUAUGUUUCAGGGGACACAACUGAAAAAAUUCUAACAGUUGGGAACGUUUCUGCAGUUGAAAACAGCAACAUCACCCUGCGGUGUUCUCUCUCUUUGACCAAUGCCAUUGUGUUGCAGGUGAACUGGAACAGGUGUAACAAGGUCACGCUUGCAGUUUACCUAAACAAAGAUAAAGGCAGCCAGCCGGUGUUCACUGAGAAGGUAUCACUGGCAGCAGAGUACGGGAUAACAAUCCACUUAUUAGGCAUCAAUGACACUGGAGAUUACUGUUGUGAAUUUCACACCUUCCCUUAUGGGAUAUACGAAGGGAGAAUGUUCCUGGAACCGACAGGAGCAUCAGAGGAGACGAUCCUUUAGAAGAACCUUCCAUACAUAAUAAUCAGCCUGAUAUUGGGAGUUCUGCUCCUCGUGUGUUUCAUAGUAUGGAUCCUCAGAAGAAAGAAACAAACUUGGAAGAUCCACGUGCCGCCCCAUGUCCUGCAGAAGGCAGCCUCCAGCAGCAGCAGGCAGGACUGCAGCUCACCAAACUCCACCACAGACAGCUCAGCAGAGGCCAGGGUGGCAUCUGCCAGCAGCAUGGGAGCGCAGAAUGAGUCUGAUGAUGGUCACGACUACUUCAACAUCCUGUGAAACAAAAGCCACAGCAGCAGGAGCACUGUGGUACAAAUGGGGUAGCUGGGUGGGGAGGAGGGAGUUUUGGCUGUGGGGAAGCUUAGAGUUCCUACAUCAGUUCUUUAGUUGAAACCUUUCUGCUUCCUCCUGUUAAGUCCUGUUACAUGGUCUGGAGGUUGGCUGGUCAAGAGAAAGGGUAUAUGUGGUGGUGGUGGAGGAAGGGAGAAGUACAGAGCACUGUUGUACAGGCACAGGGUGUUUGCACUGGAUAAAUCAAGAGAUUGGGAAGGCCUUUACCUUCUAGGGUUUUGUUCAAAAUCCCAUCCAGGCUGGUAGCGACAAGAAGUUGUUACUAGCUGAAGGGCUGCUUGGAGGUCUCACGCCAGUUUUCUAGGGGUACCAGUGACCACAUCACAACUGGGGGAAGAAAACUGGUUCAGUAGAGAAGCAAGGUAAUGACUGAGUCAUGGAAUGACAUGCCUUGGUGUUGCAAUCCUCUGGCUGAGACCCACUGGAAUAUGUUCCUGGAUUGUCACUAUGGCCUCGGGGUGCAGAUUUGAUGAGUUUACCUUGUUUUGAGAAGAGUGCCUCCUGCCUGUAGAAUGAGAAAAAAAAAUUCUAGAUUCCCAUUAAAAUGCUCUUUCAACCCCUGCUAUGGAAAUGAUUAUCCAAUGUAUUUCUAUGGCCCUCAUCUUUUAGCAAUGAUGUUGCUUUGCCAGAACUGUGGGGAUGAUUCUCAUGUAUCCCAUUGGAAGAGGAUCUCAUUUCCAGGCUUUCGACAAAUGGAAGAUAUCUUGUCUUGAAGUUUUUAAAUCUUUUAGGGCAAAACCAAAAGCCCCGAGGAAGCAGGGGUGUGUGUCCUAACUUUCACAAGAAGACACCUAAAUUAGGAUACCUUGUUUAUGCAUUUGGACUCAAUCCAAGUGCAGAACUGGGUGCCCUAAAUUAAGCCUCCAUAUUUGAAAAGUGUGCUCCAGUGAUGAAACUGUGGUCCUGUUGCAUCACUGGGAGUUUUGUUGUUAGUUUCAGUGGGACCAGGAUUUGCCUAAGGAUGUGAAAGAAAAAUCAAAACUAGUAAUUGAGUUUGGGGUGGAAGGAUAGGUUAGGAUACGUAGGGCAUCUGCCUUCUCAGCUCCUGCUUGGCCUUCCAGCGGCAUCUCCAGCCUGGCAAGUCUUGUGUUCUGGCUUGAAAUCAUGCAACUUUCAGCAGCCAUUGCUGCAUUUUUACCAAUGGAGUCUUGGAUUCAAACUUGACUUAGGUCACCAAUGAGAGAGUUUGGUGACCUUUGCCUUAUCUUAAGAGUAGGUUUAUGCAAAUCACUGAACCAAGAUAUUGCAGCUCAGGACUGAAAUAUAGAAGCUAAAUUGUAUAGGAGGUGUACAACAGUAAAGAUAUUGCAGAUUAAGACUGAGAUGCACUAGCUGAUCUGUAAGGGGUCCCAGGACAGGACUAGCAGGGGGACUGCAGAUCAGGAUGGAGGGGUAUGGGCAGAGCUGUGUGUGAGGAGCCAAGGACUGGAAUAGCCAGGGAAGAUGCAGGGCAGGUUACUUAGUCUGCUGUUGUAAUGGAUUUUUAAAAUAUUAUUUGACCAAAAAGCUUCUAUUUUUAAGAAGCUCCUUUUUUGGCCAUAUUUUGUGAUAUUAUGCUUCCAUUCAGUGAUAUCUCUGUGUUACAGAGUCCUCUGGAAAAGUUUAGCCCCCGAGUCAAAUGUUGCAAUGUAGUCAUACAAUGUGUGCGCCAAUGUGGUACUGUCCUAUCAACUGCAGGAUUGUGUAUUUACAUGCAACCUUGUAUAGUCUAGGAGGAAAAUAAACCCACAAAGACACCUGCCAAGUUUUUUACUUUUUUUUUAAUUAUUCCUUCAUAUUCAAACUUCACAAACAGUGUGAACUUGUACAAUACCUCAGAAAGUGAAACUUACAAAAAAAGUGCUGGUAACAUUAAAAAAACCCCAAAAAACAAACAAACAAAAAAACAAAAACAAAAAAACAAACAUCAUUCUUAGCAACAUCAAUUACUCUUCCACACAAAACAGAAACCUUGUAAAAUUUAUUUCCGUAUUUUUUAAGGCGUAAUACUUCCGUAUAAAGUAUAUGCAAGAGAUAAAACUUCACAGUAUUCCAAAAUGUCACAAUAAUAAUAAUAAUAAUAAUAAUAAUAUAGUAUAAUGAAGCGCUAGUUAAUUUUCUUUUUUUUCCUUUUUUUUCUGUUUUAAAUAACAAAUACAAGUCACAGGUAAAUAUACGUGAGAAAAAUACGAGGCUAAUAUUAAAUGGCAGGUAAGGAUACUCUCACUGUAAGAAAAACUGGCAGGAUGUGUGUAUUGAUUCUAUAUUUUAAAGCACUUGAUAGAAAAGGCGUAUGCAAGGGUUUGUUUAAACAAUUUUCUGUUUGCUUGUUUAAUAACUGACAUACCAUUUACAGAGUAUAAUAAGAGAAACAAAAGGAACUCAUAACCCCUCCAAACUUUUGACCUGCUCUUCAUAUCUUCACAAACCAUGUCUCAGUGUGUGUGAGUGUAUAAAAACACACACAGCCACAACAACGCACAUUGCUAGAGGCAAAGACCUGUCUCCUGAGAAGCAGCUUUGCCUGCUGGGGACCAAAUCAUGAAGUCUUUAUUCUGGCAUAACUGCCACUGAAAGCAGUGUGCGGGGGGAGGGGCUGCCUGCCCAAAGACUGCAGGAUUUAGGCCUGAAUGCAGUUUCCCAUUCACUCGGCUUUGAAGGAUUGUUGGGAAUUUCUUUGUUCCCAAUAAGGAAAUGUCCCCCUCCCUCAGCCAUUUAUGAAUUUUUAACUUUGUCUGCCAAAAAGGGCAGAGACGGGUUAAGAAAUUUCCCUCUAAAUUCAAACCAAUCCAAUGAGGAACGGGAACAUAGAUGGAGCGUCUCUCUCUCUCUCACACACACACAGAUAUCACAGCAGGGUGUGCGUGCAUGUGCGUGCAUUUCAUAGAAAGGCCUGUGGAAUGCACUAGGCGCACACACAGCCAUACCCUCGCCCCCGCACACGUGUGUACAUGUUAACAGCCAGCCAUUCAGCCAACAGGUAACAAAAAGACAGCAGAUAGCAUAACACAUCAAUAAGGUGCUCAAAGAAAAAAGGUGGCUACCACUCCUGGAAUGGGAAGCCACAUUAAGGUGCUUCAAAAAGUUUUUUUUUUUUCUAUUUUUUUUCGUUUUAGACAUUUAAAAAGUACUGAUUUUGCAUGUGCUGAUUGAGAGCAAGGCCAAGAGUUUUGAGAUCUGACAUCUUCCAUAAACAAGGGCUUUUUCAGGACAGGGUUUGUUUUUGUGGGAGGAUUGUGUAUUUUUGUAGAUUUAUUAUUUUUAAUUUAAAAAAAAACCCAAGAAACAAACCAACCCCAAAAUAACCAAGCUGAGAAUUGGUGUAGCACUUUAAUUGCAUUAUUGGACCGAAAGGGUUUUUGCCCAUUCAUUCAGUUGCCUUCAGUUAGCACCGUUCCUUUUUAUUCUGGUUACAAACCACACCUACAAUAGUUAUUGAACGUACAGAAAGAACCAAGUCACUUGCAAGUAGCUGUUUUCAUUUUUUGUGAUGUGUUUCAAGAGCCCAACCAUAAUUUCUCUGCUGCCUUUGUGUUUGUGUAGCAUCCGGUUUUGUGAGCUUAACUAUAGACAGACUCUCUACUUAAGCUUUGUGUGUCUCGGUGUGUGUAUACGGAUAUGGGUAUGUGUGUAUGUAUACACAUAUUCUAUACAUACGUACACCACAGAGUAUAUUUUAACUGGAGAUAAAGUGAACUGGGUUCAGACACUCAUGCACUAUCUUCCUCCUGUGUAUUUGAAACAGACUGGAGCACUGAUUUAUUUAUUUUUUUUAAAGUG
This is a messenger RNA of Dermochelys coriacea (leatherback sea turtle), 4791 nucleotides long. It is a transcript of the gene TIGIT, whose product is annotated as T cell immunoreceptor with Ig and ITIM domains. The record is from RefSeq and is a predicted model, not a curated record. Lineage: Eukaryota; Metazoa; Chordata; Testudines; Dermochelyidae. Gene Ontology annotation, molecular function: signaling receptor binding. Gene Ontology annotation, cellular component: cell surface. Gene Ontology annotation, biological process: negative regulation of interleukin-12 production; negative regulation of T cell activation; positive regulation of interleukin-10 production.